Molecule: messenger RNA, 1712 nt
Organism: Drosophila willistoni
Lineage: Eukaryota; Metazoa; Arthropoda; Insecta; Diptera; Drosophilidae
Product: organic cation transporter protein
Exons: 6
Coding region: 57-1649 (530 amino acids)
Biological process (GO): transmembrane transport
Cellular component (GO): membrane
Molecular function (GO): transmembrane transporter activity
Source: RefSeq, a predicted model, not a curated record
AGUUACUGGCCAACAAGCAAUGAGAAAGGUGGACACUGGUGGCAUUGCAUAGCAAAAUGGAUUUCGAACGGGUGUUGGAUAAAUGUGGAAGCUUUGGACGCUAUCAGUUAAUAUUGCUGAUACUCUAUGGCUACACAAACAUCUUAUCAUCGAUGCACUAUUUCUCACAAACCAUCAUUAGUUUUACACCAGCACACAGUUGUGUUCCUCCCCAGGACCUUUAUCCUUCUGGGUCAAAUGUAUCUAUACAAAGUUGCAGUUUCAUAGAUUUACGCGAUCAAAAUGAGUAUCUAUGCAAUCAAUGGGAUUACGAACUGGAAAGUGGCUAUACAAGCAUCACAACAGAAAUGAACUGGAUCUGCGAGGAUGGCUAUAAGUUGGCUGUGGGUCAAUCAUUUUUCUUUGUGGGCUCCGUUUUAGGCACCAUAUUCUUUGGCUAUCUGGCCGAUCGUAUUGGCCGUUUGCCAGCUUGCAUCUUAACCACACUAACUGGAGCUUUGGGCGACUUUCUUACAUCAUUUGUCAGUUCAUUACCUUGGUUUUCCAUAACACGCUUUAUAUCGGGCCUAUCCACAGAUACUCAGUAUAUGUUGAUGUAUAUUUUGGUCUUCGAGUACCUGAGUCCCAAACGACGCACAUUUGGUCUUAAUAUUGUGCUGGCUUGUUUCUAUAGUGUCGGUCUGAUGAUUUCUCCGUGGAUAGCCAUUUGGGUGGGCACCUGGCGCAGGUAUCUCUGGGCUGCCUCAUUGCCAGCUUUGGGUGUUCUACUCUAUCCCUGUCUGCUCUUCGAGAGUGCCGAAUGGCUGCUGACCAAAGGUAAAUUCGAAAAGGCUACACAAACAUUGAAACGCAUAGCCAAAAUCAAUGGUCGCCAAGUGGACGAAUCGGUAUUUGAUGAAUUCAUCAAGCAUUAUCGUGAGAAAAUGAAUAGUCAACAGGAGUCCUCUGAUACAUUUAUGGGAAUGCUAAGGACACCGCGAUUGAGAAAGUUUACCAUCAUUCUAUUCCUCAAGUCAGCGAUUAUCACAGUGGCCUUUGAUAUAAUUAGUCGUAAUAUGGAAGGAGUGGGCACUUCACCCUUCAAACUCUUCUCCUACACUGGCGUAGUGUACUUGCCCGCCGGUUUUACCAUUAUCUUAUUCCAAAAUAUCAUAGGACGCAAGGGUAUGGCUUGUGCCACACUGCUAGGAGGAGCAAUCACUACAGCUGUCACUGGCUACAUGGUGGCCACAUUGGAUCCAGCUAAUCAUGCUCUGGUCUUGGCUCUAAUGGUCGGUCUUGGACGUUAUGGUGUCGUCUUGGCCUAUGAUGCUGAAGCCCAAUAUGCGGCUGAGAUUAUACCGACCAGUGUUCGAGGACGAGGACUCUCGAAUAUUCAUGUAGUUGGUUAUGCCUGUGGUUUCUGUAGUUCGUAUAUUAUUUUCUUGGGAACCAUUUUCAAGCCUUUACCCUCAAUAUUUAUAAGCAUAUUGCUGUUCAUCGGAGCUGCCCUGUGUCUCACAUUACCAGAGACUUUAAGAAAGAAACUUCCACAAACUCUGGCCGAUGGUGAGGUGUUUGGUGUUGGUGAAAAAUGGUAUUUCUUUCCCUGUUUCCAUCGAAAGACUGAGGCCCCCGUAGAGGAGGCCAUAGAGCCGAAAAAGUACUAAUAUAAAACCUAACAAAUUAUGUGAUUAAAUAAUAAAUAAUAAAGCCUUUUUUUUAUAUACAUA